Molecule: messenger RNA, 689 nt
Organism: Pipistrellus kuhlii (Kuhl's pipistrelle)
Lineage: Eukaryota; Metazoa; Chordata; Mammalia; Chiroptera; Vespertilionidae
Gene: PCP4L1
Product: Purkinje cell protein 4 like 1
Exons: 4
Coding region: 230-511 (93 amino acids)
Source: RefSeq, a predicted model, not a curated record
GACCAUAAAAGGCGGGGCCCGAGGCGGCGGGAGCCGGAGGGUGCUUGCGGGCGGCAGCCUGACAGCCGAGGGCCCGGCUGGUCCGCAGGGAGCGAGCCGGGCGGGAGCGGAGGCCCCGCACCGAUCUCCUCGCCCCACCCGCAGCCGUGCCGAGCCCGCAACUCCCGCCGUCGCCGCAGGGCCACGCCUCGCUGCACGUGCCGCCCGCUCCGUCUGUCCGUCCGCCGAGAUGAGCGAGGUGCUUUGCCAAGACAAUACUGACAAACUCCUUCAGAGUGAGGAGUUUACAGAUCAUCUUUAUGAUGCAAAGCUCAACACCCCGACGUCCCCAGCAGCCAGCCAGGCCCCCGGCCCCGAGAAGGGGGAAGCUGGCAACACCAAGAAGGCUGAGGGGGAGGAGGAGGAGGAGGUGGACAUUGACCUGUCAGCGCCAGAGACGGAGAAAGCUGCCCUGGCCAUUCAGGGCAAGUUCCGCCGAUUCCAGAAGAGGAAAAAGGACCCCAGCUCCUGAAUGCCAGCCUCGCCCUCCCCAGCCCACACUCCACAGCGCUGACUUCCAUGUACCUUUGUCUCCCUGUCCCUCUAUCCCAGGGUGGGGAAUAUCUGGCCCUCGGGCUGUAUGAGGUCCACAAAAUCAUUUAUUUGGUCUGGCCAAGGCCUCAGGGGCGAGUCAAAUGUUUGACCAAAUA